This is a messenger RNA of Haliotis rubra (blacklip abalone), 1140 nucleotides long. Its product is annotated as regucalcin-like. Gene Ontology annotation, molecular function: calcium ion binding; gluconolactonase activity; enzyme regulator activity. The record is from RefSeq and is a predicted model, not a curated record. Bases 45 to 806 code for a protein of 253 amino acids. NCBI's taxonomy places the organism in Eukaryota, Metazoa, Mollusca, Gastropoda, Lepetellida, Haliotidae. Gene Ontology annotation, biological process: L-ascorbic acid biosynthetic process. The transcript has 4 exons.
UUCCCUUUAGUCGUUCCUUCUUACCUUCCCUCAGUAAAAGCACUAUGUCAUGUCCUAUGUAUGCAGGCUCUGUGGCGAGUGUCAUCAUCCCGCGACAGAAGGGCGGCUUUCUGGUAAGUCAGAAGACAGAUCUCUACAUCUUGGACUCUUGGGACAGUGGCAAGGUCACAAGCAUUGCCAAGGUCGAGGCCGACGCUAAUAUGCUCAAUGACGGCAAAGUGGAUACUUCCGGUAGACUCUGGAUUGGGUCGUGUUUCUGUGGUGAGGAUAACCCUGACGUCGACAAUUGGCCAAAGCAUAAGGCGUCAUUGUACAGCUUGGAUGCUGAUCGGAGCGUCAGGAAACACAUCAGCAACAUCAGCCUCAGCAACGGCAUGGACUGGAGUGCCGACAACAGUGUCAUGUACUACAUCGACUCAGUACCCGGACAGGUCUGGGCCUUCGACUUUGACAUCACAGCUGGGACUAUAAGCAACAAGAGAACUGUGGCUGACUUUAACUCCACUGAAGGCCCAGAUGGAAUGGCCAUUGAUACUGAGGGAAAAUUAUGGGUGGCCUGUUUUGACGCUGGGAAAGUUGUCCGACUCGAUCCCGAGACUGGAAAGGUGAUCCGAACUGUCACAUUGCCAUGCGGACAAAUAACAUCGUGUUGUUUCGGUGGAAAGGACUUCGCCGACCUCUACGUCACAUCAUCGCGGUUCCUGAUGACCCCAGCACAGGUGGAGAAAACACCAUUGGCUGGAUCAGUCUUCAAGGUCACGGGGCUUGGAGUCCGAGGUCGCAAAGCUAACAAAUUCGCUGGAUAAGCGCUUCUCCGUUCGGUCCACUUUCGAGUACAAAGCUCGUCCACUAUUCAUACAUUUAAGUUUGGUGUAAUUUCGGUUCUUCAGUUUGUUUUCGUCCAGACUGCAUACAGAAAGAAAAGCUGAAUGGAACGCAUGGAUAUUUGCAGAGCUUACUAUAAAUACAGCUUGGUUUUGCCUUCAGAACCAUGGACAUUGUGCUGUGAUUAAAUAAAGUCAAUAAAUACUUUGAAAAUAAAAUAGGUGUUUGAAUUACAUGAGACAAUGCAGACACAACCCCCACCUUGUCCUCAAUAAAAAAAUUCCCUGAACAAAAUGUCCUGAAGCAUUUGGCAGA